AUGGAUUUCCAAUCGUUGCUUUUACAAUAUCGUUCGAUGAACACUGACCAUCUGCUCGAUGACGAGAUGGAGUAUGAACUGGUCAUUCGCGGAGUUGAAUACUCAAGCGGGGAAUCGCGUGACCUGAAGAAACGGAAAUUGCGGCACAAGCUGAAAGAGCAACGCGAAAUUAGUGAUUUUUCAAUGGAAGUUAUAGAUUCUGAGGAAGGAUGCAAGAAAGAGCUGAUGCAGGUAAAGGAGAAGUUGACCAAGAUCCGCGAUAAGCUUGAGAACAGUAGGACGAAGAAAACCGAUAUGUCGGCAGUGCAAACCAGGUUGAUUCACCUGUACUACCGAUUGGAUAGGCUGAAGGAUAUGGUAGAUGUGAAAGGAUUAGAAGACGAGGUUUUGAGGCUGUUGAGUUCCUCACGGAACGAAAGUCGUGAUGCAGGUCAAACUGUAGACGACAGAAUCAGUAGGAAUCUGAUGGGUCUUAGUAUCCAAGAAAAUGACGACUCCGGUGAUGUAGAUUGGCAGGAGGAAGACUAUUCAAGUGGAAGUACUCGCGAAGAUAAACGGAAAAAGAAAGUAGGCAGAAAGAAGAGGAUUGGCAAAAAGGCGAAAGCGAAAGCGAUUAGCCCAAAGAAAAAGAUUAGUAAAGCGAAAAGUGUAGGGAAGUCUGAAGAAAUGCUUAAGAAGUUGAUAGAUCAUGUGGACAGCUACAUUGAGGAACGAUUAAGCAGAAUGAGCGAGGAAAGGGAUAGGAAAUCGUCCGGGUCGGUAGAAUCUAACGAAAAUGUACAUCACGUAGUCCAGUUAGGCCAGAAAAUGGGAAGUAGGGAAGAGAAAAAGCAGCUUCAAAAGGAAAGGUUUGUCGACAGCGAGAUUGAAGAGGAAAGUGGUUCAGAAGCGGAGUCAGGAAGCUCACGAGGACUCAGGCGUAGACCUCGGUCAGUAGCAGACUGGAAAAUGCGAUACGAUGGGAAGGACGAUGGGAAGAAGCUGAACAAGUUCAUCGAAGAGGUGGAAUUCAUGGCGGAAGCGGAGGGCUUAAGUAAGCGGAUGCUGUUCAGCGAGGCCAUUCACCUGUUUGCGGGGGAUGCCAGGACGUGGUACAUGGACGGCAAAAGGAACAGGGAUUUCUGCAACUGGGGCGAGCUGGUUGCGGAAUUGAAGUUGGAGUUUCAGCCUCCGGAUAUGGACUUCCAUUACGAGCAACAGGCUGCACAGCGGAGACAAAGGCGUGCUGAGAAGUUCCAGGACUACUACAAUGCGGUAGUCGAAAUCUUCCGCUACAUGGCCGUUCCACCGUCGGAGGAAAGGCAGUUCGACAUCGUCUUCCGCAACCUUCGGUCCGACUACAAAAACGUGUUGGUUGUGAAAGGAGUCCGGACCUUGAAAGCCCUUCGACAGUGGGGAAGGAAGCUGGACUCGGUCAACAUGUGGAUGUACAGGGGCAGAGACCAGGAAUCUACGCAGAAACCGGCUCAGGUGCAUGAAGUUUCAGCGAAACCGUUCCAGAGUAGAAAUCUGUCCGGUGGCAAAACCUGGAAGGCAUCAGAUCAACCUCAAGGCAGCAGAGAGCAGAAUCGACCUAACUGGAAAAGAACUCCGGAUAAACCAGGAUCAUUUCCACCGAGGAAGCAGAGUGCUCCAACCGAUGGUGAGUGUAAGGAGAGUCAACCGGAAUCAAGCAGGCAGGCGUUGGAAAAACGAGUCGUGGAGUACAAAGAAGGACAAUUGCCCAUAUUGUGCAAAAAACCCGAAAGGAUCGGCGUAGGAGGUCGUCGAGUCCAGUCAAAAAAGCCUCCGACAGUAUUCGUUCCAUAUUGCUCGGAUGUUAGCGAGUUACUCGUUGCGGUAGAAGGAGAUAAUCGGCCAUUUGCAGGAGUAGAUGUGUUGGGAGUGCGAUUAGUGGGAUUGUUGGACAGCGGAGCGCAGGUAUCCAUCCUAGGAACCGGUAGUGAGAGUUUGAUUCGAAAGCUGAAGUUAAAGGUUUUCAGCACCGAUACGAAGGUUACAACAGCGGGAGGAAAUCAGUUGGCAGUUAAAGGCUACGUGAACCUGCCAGUAACUUUUGAAGGUCAAACGCGGAUUCUCACUACCUUGGUGGCUCCUUCGAUGAAGCGGAGGCUCAUAUUAGGUAUGAACUUCUGGAGGUUGUUCAAGAUUCAACCCACAGUCCAGAACUCCUUGGAGGAUCGCGAAGUUGCCGAGGCCGAGCGAGUAGAGUUGGAAGAAGCUAGUAUGCUGACAAAGGAGCAGAAGGAUCGUCUGGCAGAGGUGAAGAACAAGUUUAAGGCGUUUGUCGACGGAGGACCCUUGGAAACUACAUCGUUAAUCAGCCACAAAAUCGAAUUCGAGGAGAGUUUUCAGAACGCGCCUCCUGUACGUCUGAACCCAUACCCUUGGUCCCCGGAAGUACAACGGAAUGUGAACGAGGAGCUGGACAAGUGGAUAGCAUCAGGAGUGGUAGAGCGGUCGAGCAGCGAUUGGGCGUUACUGAUCGUUCCAGUAAUGAAGAAGACGGAAGAAGAUGGACAGCAGAAAAUCAAGGUUCGGAUGUGUUUGGAUGCGAGGAAGUUGAACGAGAGGACUAGGCGAGAUGCGUAUCCAUUGCCUCAUCAGGAUAGAAUCUUGGGCAGGUUGGGCUCGUCGAAGUACCUUACAACCAUCGAUUUGUCCAAAGCUUUUUGGCAAAUCCCUUUGGAUAAGGAUUCCAGAAAAUUCACGGCGUUCAGGGUUUUCGGGCGAGGACUGUUCCAGUUUACCCGGCUACCGUUCGGACUGGUCAACAGCCCAGCAACGUUAUCGAGGCUGAUGGACCAGGUCCUGGGUUACGGGGAACUGGAACCCAACGUUUUCGUAUACCUGGACGAUAUUGUUGUUGCCAGUAACUCGUUUGACGAACAUGUACGGACUUUGGAGGAGGUAGCGAGGCGACUGAACGCGGCAAAUUUGUCGAUUAACUUGGAGAAAUCCAAAUUUUGCGUUUCAGAGUUGCCCUACCUCGGGUUCAUUCUUUCGGAAAACGGAGUCCGUCCGAACCCCGAUAAGGUUGAAGCGAUCGUCAACUUCGAGAGACCAUCCUCAAUUCGCUCACUCAGAAGGUUUUUGGGGAUGGUUAAUUACUAUCGUCGCUUCAUUGACUGUUUUAGCGAAGUGACCACUCCCCUGACGGAUCUCCUGAAGGGAAAACCGAAGGUCGUUAGUUGGAAUCCUGAAGCGGAAAAGGCGUUCAACAUUUUAAAGGAAAAGCUGAUAACUGCACCGGUUUUGGCAAACCCGCGAUUCGACUUGCCGUUCAAGAUUCAAACCGACGCCAGUGACCUGGCAAUUGCCGGUAUUUUGACGCAGGAAGUCGAAGGGGCAGAACACGUCGUUGCAUAUUACUCGCGGAAGCUUACCACGCCGCAACGGGCUUGGAAAGCUGCAGAAAAGGAAGGUCUGGCGGCGUUGGAAUCGAUUGAACGGUUUCGACCUUAUGUAGAGGGAACCCGAUUCACGCUUAUCACAGACUCUUCGGCGCUGUCGUUCAUUAUGAACACGAAAUGGAAGCCCUCGUCAAAACUGAGCCGCUGGAGUAUUCUGUUGCAACAGUACGACAUGGUGGUCCAGCAUAGAAAGGGAUCAGAAAACAUCGUUGCCGAUGCGCUUUCCAGAUCAUUAGAGGUGCUGGAAAUUAGCAGGGAUACCGGCUGGUAUUCAAAGCAGUUCCGCAAGGUCGAGCAGGAUCCAGAGAGCUUCGCAGACUUCAAAAUUGAGGACCGGAAGCUGUUUAAAUUUGUGUCGGUGGCCUCGGACGUAUUGGACUACCGAUUCGAAUGGAAGCUAUGCGUGCCGGAGAAUCUGAGAGAGUCUGUGCUACGGCAGGAACAUGAUGACGUCCUUCACCCAGGAUACGAGAAGACCUUGCAGCGAAUCAAGAUCAGGUACUACUGGCCAAAAAUGGCAGUAGAUACCAAGCGUCACGUGCAGGCUUGUACCACGUGCAAGCAAUGUCAGGCGAAUCCUGUGGAGCGGACCAACAGGACAAUUAACGCGUGUUUGCGAACCUAUUUGCAGACAGACCAGCGGGUCUGGGACACCAGGGUCGCCGACAUCGAAGAGCUGAUUAACACCACCGUUCAUGCUUCGACCGGGUUCACUCCAUACCGGAUUCUCUACGGACAUGAGAAGGUCUUGAAAGGAGAAGAGCACAGGCGGGAAAGAGAUGAAGGAGAGCUGUCGAUGGAGGCAAGAGAAGAAUACAGGAAAGAAGUAGGUGGAAAACUAUUUGAAAAGGUGAAAGAAAACUUGGAAAAGAGUGAUGGAAAGAGUAGAAAGGUAUAUAAUUUGCGGCAUAAGAAGUUUGCUCCAGCUUACCGGAUUGGCCAGAAGGUGUUCAAACGUAACUUCCGGCAGUCCUCAGCUGUAGAGCAUUACAAUGCCAAAUAUGGGCCUCUGUACACGCCGUGCACCGUAAUCGCGAAACGGGGAAGCAGCUCGUACGAGGUAGCAGACGAAACCGGCCGUAGUCUCGUAGUAUUUUCCGCCAGUGAUCUGCGUCCGGAUAAUGAGCAGGAUAUGAAUUCCUAA
Molecule: messenger RNA, 4557 nt
Organism: Aedes albopictus (Asian tiger mosquito)
Lineage: Eukaryota; Metazoa; Arthropoda; Insecta; Diptera; Culicidae
Exons: 2
Coding region: 1-4557 (1518 amino acids)
Source: RefSeq, a predicted model, not a curated record